AUGUUCACUCGUACUUCACUCGCGUCUCUUACCCUCCUUGCUGUCUCGGCGAAUGCUACUCGUAACUGCUCUGGCUCUGAUGCGCCCUUGGGAAUACAUAGACGGAGUCCGAAUAAUGACAAUAAGGUUUUGGUACAAAUGUUUGGCUGGAACUGGAAGAGUAUCGCCGCUGAGUGCGAAUCCUUCCUGGGACCAGCAGGUGUCGGCUUUGUCCAAGUCAAUCCUCCCCAGGAACAUUUAAGUGGUGACCAGUGGUGGGUAGACUACCAGGCAGUCAGCUAUCAGCUUCAGUCAAGGCGUGGUUCGCGCUCCGAUUUUGCGGAAAUGGUUGGUCGUUGCAAAAGCGUAGGCGUAAAGGUCUCGGUUGAUAUGAUAUGGAAUCACAUGGCCGGAGUGGAGAAUGGUAUUGGUAACGCUGGAACUCACUUCAGUCACUACAACUACCCUGGGUUAUUUAGUUGGAACGAUUUCCACCAUUGCGGAAAGACCAAUAAUGAUGACAUCCAAAACUGGGGCGAUCGUGACCAGAUUUGGAACUGCGAAUUGGUCAAUCUCGCCGAAUCAGUUUAUGUGCAAGACAAACUUGCUGCCUUCACGAACGACCUUCUCACUCUUGGCGUCGAUGGAUUACGCCUUGACGCGGCAAAGCACAUGCACCCCGAUGAUAUUCGUGCGAUUAUGGGCAAACUUUCCCGCCGACCACUCUAUGUUUCCCAGGAGAUCGUCGAUACUGAAGGGUCUCUAGCUGGCAUGUACACCGACAUCGGUGAUGUUCAAGAAUUCCGGUACCCAGAGGCACUAAAGGCUGCAUUCAUAUCAGAUGGAAUCGCCGGACUUCGUGGGAUUGAGAACCGAGGGUGGUUGCCAUCCAAUUCGGCCAACGUCUUUGUGACGAAUCAUGACCAAGAGCGAGGGGGUAGCGCAUUGACUUAUAAGUCAGGCAAUACGUAUACGUUAGCCCAUGUUUUCAUGUUGUCCUAUCCCUAUGGCACUCCAACUAUUCUUUCCAGUUAUGAAUUCAAUGAUAGCAAUGCGGGAGCUCCUAAUGGUGCAUAUGGUACCUGCAAUGGUGCCGGGGGUUCUAAUGGCUGGCUAUGUCAACACCGUUGGAAUGCUAUCGCUGGUAUGAUCAGAUUCUACAACCAAGUUGGCACUGCCGACUUGAACAAUUGGGUACAAGAAUCCAAUCAGCAAAUCGGAUUCGGACGCGGAAGCACGGGUUUUGUAGCCAUAAAUAACGAAGACAGAGAGUGGGCGCGUACUUUUCAGACAUCACUCCCAAGUGGUAGCUACUGUGAUGUGGUGAGCGGUAGGAAAAGUGGUGGUGACUGCACCGGCGGAAAGGUGACAAUCUCCAACGGCUCUUUCACUGUGACUGUGCCCGCUCGCACUGCGCUUGCCUACCACACUGGUGCCAAGAGCUAA
Molecule: messenger RNA, 1425 nt
Organism: Rhizoctonia solani
Lineage: Eukaryota; Fungi; Basidiomycota; Agaricomycetes; Cantharellales; Ceratobasidiaceae
Product: alpha-amylase
Exons: 15
Coding region: 1-1425 (474 amino acids)
Biological process (GO): carbohydrate metabolic process
Molecular function (GO): cation binding; alpha-amylase activity
Source: RefSeq, a predicted model, not a curated record